Dendroctonus ponderosae (mountain pine beetle) is the source of this 3677-nucleotide messenger RNA. It is a transcript of the gene Gk1, whose product is annotated as glycerol kinase. The transcript is spliced from 11 exons. The record is from RefSeq and is a predicted model, not a curated record. Gene Ontology annotation, biological process: glycerol metabolic process; glycerol-3-phosphate biosynthetic process; triglyceride metabolic process. Gene Ontology annotation, cellular component: mitochondrion. Lineage: Eukaryota; Metazoa; Arthropoda; Insecta; Coleoptera; Curculionidae. Gene Ontology annotation, molecular function: glycerol kinase activity. Bases 346 to 1875 code for a protein of 509 amino acids.
AUCAAAGAGUCUCAGUUCAUUAAAUAUGUUCAAGGCUUCCAAUAAACGCCGUUAUAACAAUUUUAUUAUUAUUACUAUUAUUAGUGGUCGUGGUAAAACCAAAUAAACGACGUAUUCAAUGAUUGCACAUCAAAUUAAUCUUCUCAUAUUGACAAUACCACAAUUAUCGUGGAAAAUAUUGAAUAAACGGCUUAUCACCACAGAAUCAUACACAAAAGUUGCGAAUGUCGGAAUCGGACGAACACCGUCGACUCCGAGAAGCUCAUCUGAAUAUUGAAGAUUAUGUAAAGCUGUGAGAAAUUAACAGACGGUUUUGUGGACAAAUCAGUGACUUCAGUACUAAAAAUGGGACCUUUGAUUGGUGCUAUCGACGAGGGUACAUCCAGUGCAAGGUUCAUUCUAUUCAAGGCUGGCACUACAGAGGUUGUGGCCUCCCAUCAGCAAUCCCUUUCCCAAAUAUGCCCUCAAGAGGGAUGGGUGGAACAGGAUCCGAUGGAAAUCCUGAGCGUCGUCAAUACUUGCAUCGAAAAAACUAUAGAUAAAUUGAUUUCUAUUGGUGGAAGUGUCAAUGAUAUUGCAGCAGUAGGUGUAACAAACCAACGUGAAUCCACGUUGGUUUGGGAAAAGUCCACUGGAAAACCCCUAUACAAUUCCAUCGUGUGGUUGGACGUCCGCACUUCGACCACAGUGGAUCAGCUGCUCGAAAAAAUCCCGAACAAAACCAAGAACAAAAAUUACUUGAAACCGCUUUGCGGUUUACCGAUCUCGCCUUAUUUCAGCGCCUUGAAAUUGCGCUGGCUCAUAGACAAUGUGCAAAACGUAAAAAAAGCAAUCGCUGCUAAUGAUUGUCUUUUUGGUACUGUUGAUUCCUGGCUGAUAUGGAACCUCACUGGAGGCGUAAAUAAUGGGCUGCACCUUACGGACGUCACCAACGCAUCCAGGACGAUGCUGAUGAACAUCGACACACUAAAAUGGGAUCCAGUUUUGCUGCAUUUCUUCGAAGUAACACCCAGCGUACUUCCGAAAAUCAAAUCCAGUUCCGAAGUUUAUGGGAACAUCGAAACGGGUUCUUUGCGAGGAGUUCCGAUUGCUGGAUGUGUUGGCGAUCAGCAAAGUGCGUUGCUUGGACAGCAAUGUUUGGAAAGAGGCCAAGCAAAAGCCACUUACGGGACAGGUUGCUUUUUACUUUACAAUACUGGUACCAUCAAAGUGAGCAGCUCUCAUGGACUUAUCACUACAGUGGCUUAUCAGUUAGGACCAAAAUCACCGCCGAUAUACGCUUUGGAAGGCUCGGUAGCCAUUGCGGGGGCAGCAUUGAACUGGCUAAGAGACAACAUGACUGUAUUGCCUUCCUUCGGCGAGGCGCAAAAAAUAGCUGAAGAAGCCGAACUACAAGAAUCUGGGGAAGUCUAUUUUGUACCAGCGUUUAGUGGCUUAUAUGCUCCUUACUGGCAACAAGAAGCUAGAGGGGUUAUUAUAGGUAUAUCAGAGGACACUCAAGCUUGCCAUAUUGUAAGAGCAACUUUAGAUGCCGUAUGCUUCCAAACGCGAGAUAUUUUGGAAGCAAUGAUUAAAGAUUAUGGAUCUCAUCUAGCUAGUAUUCAGGUGGAUGGUGGAAUGACUGCCAAUUCUCUUCUGAUGCAAUUGCAAGCCGAUCUUGCAGGUGUUACAGUGGCAAAAGCUUCCAUGGCGGAAAGUACAGCUUUAGGGGCUGCCAUGGUGGCAGGAGCUGCAAUUGGCUUGUGGGAUUUGAGCCAACAUCUGGAGAUCGCGUGUGAAAUAUGGACUCCAAAACUUAGCGACGAUGAGCGCGAUAUAAGAUACUCCAAAUGGAAAUUAGCCGUGGAAAAGGCCAUGGGUUGGGAUGUUUUGUGAUCGUUAAAAACGCCGUUUGAUCCGAACAUUCCCAAAGAUCUUUAUGUGGUUUUUCCAUAAGAAACAUGUACCUACUGGUGUUAAAUCAUUAAGUAAUAAACGGUUAUCUCUGUAUUGUUCCUGAACAGGGCUUUAAAAAAAAUGUUUCCAUGAUCCCAGUUUAAGUUCUUACUUACACACCAUAUUGGCUGUAGUCAUAUAUGAUCCUAAUUUAACCAGAAAUAAAAAUAGAAAAAGAGAACAAAAAAUGUUUAAAAGAACCUACAUAAGCACGUUGAUGAACGCAGAAUAUUUAAAACUAAAUUUUUCAGCGACUGAAUAUUAUUUAUUUCUGAUUUAUGUAAAAAAUCUAUCUAGCUUUAACCGCAUUUUUAUUCAUCCUUUGAUUUGAAUGUGAAAAAUUCAAUCGGCAAUUCCUGCAAAUUUAACAAUUCUAGGAUUUUUAAUAAAAAGGUGAUUCUUCAACUACCUGUAACCUCGUUUCAUUCAACAUUAUAAACUGUUACACCUCUUUGUAUAAUUAAUGAUAAGACGGAGAUAAUGCGGAUACAUCUCUCAGAUGGUUAACAUCUUACAGUAUUCGUUUUUGCUGUUAAUUUGCAUACGUAGUAGUUGAUAUUUUUCGUUAAUACAUUGAAAACAUCAUGAAAAAAACGGUGAAAUGUAUUUUCUUGGCUGUAAUAGUGCUUUGUGUGUUGGUGCAAGACAGCGAGGCCAGAAGAAAAAUUGUACGAGGAAGGAAGGCCGUUACAAGACAGUACCUAAGGCCUUUGGCUAUUCCAGCAUGGGCUAUAAUAGUUCUAGUGGCAAUUGGACAGCUCGUAAUUGGAGCCUUCAUAUACCUUCUGCUCAAAGUGGUGAUUUUAGACAAACCUUUGCAAGCUAGAUAUGCUCCAGCACCUUUAUCAAAUUCCGAAGAAACUCAACCAGCACAAAAGAAAUUUGUUCUUAGCGGAUUUAUUUAGAUUAAGAAUUAAUAGUAUUAUAUCUGUUUCCAAUAACUCAGUUUUGGUUUUAUUAAAUACUCAAUACUCGGUUUAUUAAGAAACAAAGAGUUAAAUGAAUUGAUAAUUCAUAAACUCGAUAAGGAACUGUUUGUUUAUUGAUUCACAUGGAAUUUAUCUAAUUCCAAUAAUCGUCUUUUAUCGUCGAGAUAAAAUACUACAUGUAGGUGAACUUAUUGACACCUGUUUUAGUUCACAUUCAAACUUGGUUUGAAGCGAAAAUUGAAAAAUUAAAAUGUCCAUCUCCACUAAAUCAUUUUUUGUAUAUUUAGCCGUAGCUUUAGUUAUUCUAUCUGUGCUUACUCCGGACGUAGAGUGCAGAAGAAAUGUUUUGCGCGGUAGGAAAACCGUAACCAGGCGGUAUUUGCGACCAAUGGCAAUUCCAGCCUGGGCAGUAAUCGUUUUGGUAGGAUUGGGACAAUUAAUCGUCGGAGCAUUGCUUUAUGUAUUAAUGAAGAAGCUAAUAGUUGAUCCUCCCGUGCAAGGAAACUACAGUAUGGCAGCCACUGACGACGUAUAAUCAUUGCACAUGUUUUAUUAUUGUUUUCCUGUACAGGGUGGGAUAACAAAUCUAUUUGCGGGUAUAAUAGCUUAAAAUUAUUCUUACAUGUUUUAAGAAACUCAUCGUAUGCCUAUCUUUGUAAUAGAAAUGUAAUUUUUGCCACCAUUCAGCAGAGGUUAAAUUUACUGUUUUGAUUCAAAACAACCGUAAAUAUUUAUAGUAGUUAAUUUACUUUGAAACUUCUGUUAAAGCACCAGGAAUAUAUGACUGCACUGGUUUGGCAGAAACGUAAAUAA